Molecule: messenger RNA, 1170 nt
Organism: Maudiozyma barnettii
Lineage: Eukaryota; Fungi; Ascomycota; Saccharomycetes; Saccharomycetales; Saccharomycetaceae
Gene: CCL1
Product: TFIIH complex kinase subunit CCL1
Exons: 1
Coding region: 1-1170 (389 amino acids)
Biological process (GO): regulation of transcription by RNA polymerase II; regulation of cyclin-dependent protein serine/threonine kinase activity; DNA-templated transcription
Cellular component (GO): transcription factor TFIIK complex; nucleus
Molecular function (GO): cyclin-dependent protein serine/threonine kinase regulator activity
Source: RefSeq, a predicted model, not a curated record
AUGUCAAGAGAAAUAUCUCAAACACCUAAUAUAGAUAACUCCAAUAGUCCUUCUACUGUUACAGAAAAUGAAGAUCCUAAAAAACCACCAAAUUAUAAAAGAAUAUCUGAUGACGAUCUCUACAGACAUUCCUCUCAGUAUCGUAUAUGGUCGUUUACAAAAGAUAACUUAAGAGAAAGGAGACAACAAACAAAUCAAAGAGCUAUAGCCCUUAUUAAUGAAAAAUUAGGAAAAUUUAUUGAAGAGAAAAAAAGUACGCUAACGGAAGAUGAAUUGCAAACUUUAAGAGCGAAAGCAUCUCCGUUAUCAAUGGAAGAAGAGUUCCAAUUAAUCAAUUUUUAUUCUAAGAAAGUUCAAGUGAUUGCACAACAUUUAAAUUUACCAACUGAAGUGAUAGCGACAUCUAUUACUUUCUUUAGAAGAUUCUUCCUGGAUAAUUCUGUUAUGGAGUUUGAUCCAAAGAAUUUAGUACAUACAACAAUUUUUUUAGCUUGCAAAUCUGAAAAUUAUUUUAUCAGUGUGGAUUCUUUUGCUAAGAAGGCCAAAUCAAAUAGAGAGGCUAUUUUGAAAUACGAAUUUAAACUAGUAGAGAGUCUUAAGUUUUCUCUUUUAAAUCAUCACCCAUAUAAACCUUUACAUGGGUUUUUCUUAGAUAUCCAGACUAUCUUAUAUGGUAAAGUGGAUUUAAAAUAUAUGGGUCAAAUAUAUGAUCGUUGUAAGAAGAAGAUUACAGAUGCCCUACUAACUGAUAUUGUAUAUUUGUUUACACCACCCCAAAUUACGUUGGCGAUUAUCUUAAUGGAAGAUGAACAGCUGAUAAGUAGAUAUUUAGAGAUGAAAUUCGGGAAGGAUAUUACCAACAACACUGAAGAUGAGAAAAAAGAGGAAAAUAAGGAUGUGAAUGAAACAAAGCCAGGAAAAACUGAAGAUAAAACAAAAACACCGAAUGAUAUAGAACUUGAUAAACUAUUAGUUGUUAUAGGACAAUGUGUGGAUGUCCUCGAAAAGUCAGAAUCUGUUACUACAGAAGACGCCAAGAGAGUUGCAGCCAAGAACUAUUAUUGCCAAAAUCCAAGUAUACUGCUACAAAAAUUGAAGAGGAAAUUAGAAGCUAGUGGUGAUGAUAAUGGUAGUGAAUCACCAAGUAAGAAACCAAAAGUUGAGCAAUAA